GUCAUUACUUGCUGUAUAUUAUAAACUUGUAAUCCAAAGCUGGGACUUGUCUUCGUACCACCAUCCUCUAGCGUGCCGCUGUGGAAGUCCUUGCAUAAUGAGCUUUCGAUCCGCCGAGCAGUCCCAGCAUGACAAGAUCAACUUGGUUAGGCUGGUAAAGAGGCUGGAUCAAUCAGUCAGUCACGACUUUGAAGAGGGGUUGGGGGAUAAUAAUGGUGGUGAACACCCGGAGAAAACGGAGAAAUAUAUCAGGGCACAAGGAGCAAUGCAGAAAGUCAAGUACGCCCAGAAGCUGCUCAGAACGCCAGAGAUACAGGCAGAACUACAGUCGCAACGGCGGUAUGACAACUUCAGGACGACGCUCGCGCGCCUUGAGGCUACUCUGGAGAAGACCCUGAAGGUCCUUGAGCCAGAGCCUAUCCGUCCGGAACCUAUUUUACCUACGCUCCCCAAGCCCCAGGUUGUCACUCCACUUCCUACCCGAUUGCAGUCGAAAGAUAACUUUUCAACCGAAACCGCUGCCUCUCCCGAGACUGUGCAAAAGGUCCUCCCGGCCGCUGACUUACUUUUGUCACCAUCGGAAGCCCUUCCUCCAGAACCAGACCUGUCUCGAACGUCCUUGAUCGCGCCUCCCCUUCCCCAGUCUACUCUUCCUUCCCUCCCCACCUCGUCUACUGUCCCUCUACAGUCAUCGAAUCUACUUCAUGAAGAAUUAUCCGCGCAGCUAGCGCAGAUGGCUACGCAGCUCAAAGCCAACGCAGUCCACUUUUCAUCGACGCUUGCGAAGGAUCAGGCGCUCGUCCAGGAGACACAGGAGAAGCUCGAGACAAACUACAAUGUGAUGAAGAAGGAGCGGGUACGAGUGCGGGAUUUCAGAGGGAAGAGCGGGGGGACGACGUGCUUGGUGAUUUUCAGCGUAGUUGCUGUGCUCAUAAGUUUUGUUGUGAUGGUCUUCAUCAUCCGGUUAACCAGGUGAGGUGCCCUCUUGGGUAGAAGUGCCUUCGGGACGACGAUCGUCAGAAUGCCUUACGAUAUUGCAGGAUAGUGCACGAGUGUCUCAAUGUUUUCCUCUCUGUCUUUCCCCACAGUGCUAUGCCUUCCGUUUCCUCUGUCAGGAACACCCGUGCACAUCGGACAGGACAUCAAUCAUCGGUUGCAAUUUAGGCACCUCG
Messenger RNA from Gloeophyllum trabeum ATCC 11539, 1172 nucleotides. RefSeq lists its product as uncharacterized. Gene Ontology annotation, molecular function: SNAP receptor activity. NCBI's taxonomy places the organism in Eukaryota, Fungi, Basidiomycota, Agaricomycetes, Gloeophyllales, Gloeophyllaceae. The record is from RefSeq and is a predicted model, not a curated record. Gene Ontology annotation, cellular component: SNARE complex; endoplasmic reticulum. The transcript has 5 exons. Gene Ontology annotation, biological process: retrograde vesicle-mediated transport, Golgi to endoplasmic reticulum. The coding region runs from base 98 to 976 and encodes 292 amino acids.